AUGCCACAAUUGGCUCGUGCAUUCGCCUUUAUGUUCGCCGCAUAUGAGAUGCGGGAUUUGUAUAUGAAGGUCACCGAACAGCUGACCCACGGAAAUGUCGACCUUCUACCUGAGAUUCAUGCACUAUCCUCUGGAUUGAAGUCGGUCGUCUCAUGGGAAGCCGCUCAGGGUAUCGAACAAUGUCGCUUGGCUUGUGGUGGCCACGGAUAUUCGUUGGCAUCGGCAUUCCCCGAAAUCUACGCCUAUUCUGUCGGAGGCUGCACCUAUGAGGGCGAGAAUACUCGUAAUGCUGUUGCCAGUUGCCAGGCCGCUGAAGAGGUGCGAAGCGGAAAUGCACGUCUAGCAGCAAUAUGCGGUUAUUUGGCCAAGCCUGACACAGCACAUUCAAAAUUCAGCUCCUGGCAGAGCUACUCGGAUUCAGAUAUAGUCUUCCGUGCCUACGACACCUUGAAGCGGCAUCAGCGUGAAACGUCAAGUGAAGAGGCAUGGAAUCGAGCUUCGAUCGAGUUGUGCAAAGCAUCCAGAAUGCAUGUACGCCUUUAUAUUGUCCGAACCUUCUUGGAAAAGGUCGCAACUGCUCCAGAUGCCUCUCUACGAUCGAUCGCCGGCUCACGAGAUCCUCACUCACCGCGACUAUUGCUUUCGAAUUUGAAUUACUUGCCAGUCAGGAGAGAGUUUUCAUCGGAAAGUCAAGCCGAAGGAGUCCGAGAUGGUAUUUAUCGAUGCCUGGAAAGGCUUCGACCAAACGCUGUCUCCUUGGUUGACAGCUGGGACUUCGACGAUGCUGAGCUCCACUCGGUUCUUGGACGUCGUGAUGGAAAUGUCUAUCCAGCUCUUCUGGAAUGGGCCCAAAAGAGUCAGCUGAAUAGGACCGAGGUAUUGCCGACGUUCGAGAAAUACCUAGGACCUAUGAUGAAAGAGGGACGAUCUAAGUUGUAG
This is a messenger RNA of Cooperia oncophora, 939 nucleotides long. The record is from the annotation of a GenBank genome assembly. Lineage: Eukaryota; Metazoa; Nematoda; Chromadorea; Rhabditida; Trichostrongylidae.